AUGGAGAGAGGAAAUGAGACGUCAACAACCGAUUUGAUUCUCCUGGGAUUCUCCCCCGAAAUUAGCCCUCCCAGCUUCCUCAUCUCCCUCACCCUCCUGAUCUACAUCGUCGCCGUCACCGGAAACACGGUCCUUAUCCGCCUGAUCUGGGCGGACCUCCGGCUCCACACCCCCAUGUACUUCCUGCUCGGCCAGCUCUCCCUCAUCGACCUGGCCCUCAUCUCCACCACCGUUCCCAAGAUGGCGGCCGACUUCUUCUCAGGCAGAAGGAGCAUCUCUCUUCCCGCCUGUGGAACCCAGAUUUUCUUCUUCCUGACCCUAGCCGGGGCCGAGUGUCUCCUCCUGACCCUCAUGUCCUUCGACCGUUCCGUGGCCAUCUGCCAUCCUCUGCGCUAUCCAGUCCUCCUGAACCGUGGGGUCCGCCAUCAGAUGGUCACUGGGUGCUGGGUUGGAGGCGCCGUCAACGCCUUGAUCCACACUCUCUACAUCACGCGUUUGCCCAUCUGUAACUCCAGGGAGAUCCACCAUUUCUUCUGCGAAGUUAUGACCUACCUGAAGCUCUCCUGUGAGGAGACCUCUUCCUACCAACUGGGCGUGUUGGGGGCCAGUGUGGUAUUCAUCCUCUUCCCCUUCGGGCUCAUCGUGGCCUCCUACGCCCUCAUCUUCUUCACCGUCCUGCGCAUGGACUCCCGAGAGGGGCGGAGGAAGGCUCUGACCACCUGCUCAUCCCACCUCACCGUGGUCACCCUCUACUUUGGCCCGGGGAUCUUCGUCUACGUGACGCCGCCAUCUUCCCACAGCCCCGAGCGGGACCAGGGCAUCUCUUUGUUCAGCACCAUCCUCACCCCGAUGCUGAACCCCCUCAUCUACAGCCUGAGGAACCAGGAGGUGUUAGGGGCUCUGAGGAGAGUGUUGGGAAAGUGCCCAUCCUCAGAGUAG
This is a messenger RNA of Ornithorhynchus anatinus (platypus), 939 nucleotides long. Its product is annotated as olfactory receptor 2L5-like. The record is from RefSeq and is a predicted model, not a curated record. Gene Ontology annotation, cellular component: membrane. The transcript has a single exon. Gene Ontology annotation, biological process: G protein-coupled receptor signaling pathway. NCBI's taxonomy places the organism in Eukaryota, Metazoa, Chordata, Mammalia, Monotremata, Ornithorhynchidae. The coding region runs from base 1 to 939 and encodes 312 amino acids. Gene Ontology annotation, molecular function: olfactory receptor activity; G protein-coupled receptor activity.